Molecule: messenger RNA, 3216 nt
Organism: Condylostylus longicornis
Lineage: Eukaryota; Metazoa; Arthropoda; Insecta; Diptera; Dolichopodidae
Product: Kv channel-interacting protein 1
Exons: 5
Coding region: 572-1186 (204 amino acids)
Molecular function (GO): calcium ion binding
Source: RefSeq, a predicted model, not a curated record
AAGGAUAUAACUGCAAACAAAACAAAACAACAAAACAAAAAAAAAGGAAACUUUAACAUUUUUAAAAGUUUACUUUUUUCGAAGCAAUUUUUUUUGUUCUUAUCAUUUUAUAAUUUUUAUUUUUUUAUUUAAUAAAUUAAAAGAAAAAGAAAAAAUUUUCAUAUAUAAAUUAAAGGAAUAGAAUAUUAUAUAAGUUUGUUAAACAACUAUACUCUAACUGAAUUUAUAAAAAACAAAAAACAAAGAAAAGAAAAAAAUUAUACACGAUUCACAAUUUAGAAGAAAAAAAAAAAACAAAAAAAAAAGAAGAAUCGCUCUCAUCAAAUUCGGAAAACAAAAUCAUAAUUAACACAAAAAAAAAUUAAUAAAAAAAAAACACUACAUAGCCAUACUAGAAUAGAUAAUUAAAAAAUUCAAAAAAAUUCAAAAAAUAAAAAAAAAAAUUAUUUAAUUAAUUUUAAAAUGAAAAAUUCCAUUCAAAAUUUCAAUAUUUAAAUUACACUAGAAAAAUUUAUUAUAUAGGAAAUUAUUAGUAUAAGAAUAUAAAAAAAAAAAAAAAACAAAAAAGAAAAUGGCUUCACCACCAGACAGUCCAAUUGAAGAGGUUGUCUAUGAAUUGGAACCAACACGUGUACCUAAACCAAUUCCAGUUGCACUGGAAGAUUUAUGUAGGCAAACAAAAUUUUCACGUCAAGAAAUACGUGUAAUGUAUCGAGGAUUUAAAACAGAAUGCCCCGAAGGAGUCGUUCAUGAAGAUUGCUUUAAGGAUAUUUAUGCCAAAUUUUUUCCACAUGGAAAUUCAAGUUUAUACGCUCAUUACGUAUUCAAAGCGUUUGAUGUCAACUGUAAUGGUGCAAUUAGUUUUCGGGAUUUAUUAGUUACUUUAUCAACGCUAUUAAGAGGUUCAGUAUAUGAAAGAUUACGAUGGACAUUUAAAUUGUAUGAUCUUAAUGGUGAUGGUUGUAUUAGUAGAGGUGAAUUAGGUGAAGUUGUAUUGGCAAUACAUGAAUUAAUGGGUCGAAGAGCACAUCAACCAGAAGAUGAUAGGAAAGCCAGAGAUCAGGUUGAUCGAGUUUUUCGAAAAUUAGAUUUAAAUCAAGAUGGUGUUAUAACAAUUGAAGAAUUUUUGGAAGCAUGCCUGAAAGAUGACUUAGUUACAAGAUCCUUACAAAUGUUUGAUCUUUGAUGACCCCCUGAGGAAAAACAAAUUAGUAAUAAAAAUAAACACGCAAUUUCAUUAAUUGAUCUCUAAAAAAAAAAAAACAAAAAAACAAAAAAAAAAACAAAAUGCAUCUUAAUAAUAGUAAAAAAAAAAUUCAACAAAAAAUUAAAAAAAAAAACGAAUAAAAUAAAGUAAAAAAAAAACGAUAAAAAAAAAUAAAAAAAAUGAAACAGGAUAUUAUGUAAAAUUUGUCUAUUCUAUCUACAUACUUACAUAUAAACAUACCAUACAUUACUAAAUAAACACAAGAAAUUUGAAGUUUUCCUAAACUAUGUAACAAAACAAAAAACCAAACAAAAAAAUUGAAAAAAAAAAAUUAAGAAAAUUUAACCUUUAUAAACAAUCUUAAGACACAUCCUCCUACAUGGAAGGACAUUUUUAAAUUUAACACACAAAUUAAUACUUAGGGGUAAACCUAAAUGGGCGCGUAGUGCUUGUGUCAAAAUGUUGGCAUUCCCGUACAUAUUAAAUCAAGCGACGUAAAUGAGCUACGCGGUUAUCCAACGUAUUAGAGUUUUUGAUUUUCACAACAUGAAGGUACAUUUUUUUUCUGUUUUUUUUUAAUGUUUUCGUUUUUAAUAUAAAAUUAAACAGUUUAUUGUCAAUUCACACAUGUAAAACUCAAUCUUAAAAUUUAACAAUAUAAACUUAUUUUGGAAAAUAGUUUUGAAUUUUUGACAAUAAAUGUCAGAUUACGCUGUGUGCUCCAUUCGAUAACCGCAUUGAAUUAUGCUGCCUACUACGCACCCAUUGAUGGUGAAGACCCCUUAAUCAAUUAAAAUUGCAGUCGAGAUAUUUUUUUAACAAAAGGAAAAACAUCCUACGAAAAUAAUUUCUCAUCGAAAGCAAUCGGAAAAAGAAUUUAUUAAAUUGACGCACAAAAAUUAAUUUUUUAAGCUUUGAAUUUAUAUAAAAAUGAAAUGAAUUAGGAAAUUUAAUUAAAGAACAAAUUAAAUAUUUUCAAAAUUGUAAUCAAAACAAAAAAUUUUCCAUUUAUAAAUUUAUAAUAAACAAAUUAAUUCCACAAUUUAAAAUUUAAAAAAUAUUUCAAAUGUAUAAGUUCUAGUAAAUGUGUAAAUUAUUGUAUAUGCUAAUAACCACAAAAUCUUGCUGAGAUAAAAUUAAAAAUCAAAUCUGCUGAACAUCUUUAUCAUCCCUGGUGAAAAACACAAUAACAAAGAAACCAAAAAAAAAUUUAUCUGCCAUGACAUAAAACAAAAGUAAAUGCAGAAUCGAUACAGCUGUCAGUCCCUUUUUUUUUGAAUGAUGAAGUUUUUGCUAUUUAUAAAAACUUAAUACACACUUGCAAUUAUUUCCACUUUUUAUUGUUACAUCCGAAAAUUAUAUAGGAAAGAAGUCAUUAUUUAUAUUAUUUUUUAAAAAUUUAUCUCCCUAAAUAGUACUCGUAAAUCUACUCAAAAGUACUUUAUCAAAUAAAGAAAAAUUUUAUUAAAUUUUCUAACCCAGAAUAGUAUAAAUUUAGAUCUUUCUUUCACACUUUGAUUAAUUAACAAGGUGAACAAUUAAAUGAUUGUAUUACUAUUAAAAAUAAUUGCUUAUAAAUUACAUAAUUGCAAAAUAAAUCCCAAUCAAGGAUUAAAGAAACAAAAACUUCAUAGCAAAGAGAAAGAUUUUUGUACAUUUUUUUUUUUUUUUUCAAAAAUUUAAUCAUUGUUGUUAAUUGCGGGAAUAUGUGGAAACACCUUAAUAUAUAGUGGCAGAUAAGCUAAAUUCUAAUUAAUUUUUAAUAAUUUUUAGGAGUAGUUAAACUUUAAAGGAAAUGUAGAUUUAAUAUUAGAGAAUUAAUAAUAUACAAUGUAUAGGAGAGCAAAUCUCAUCUAUAUUUUAAUUAUAUAUGUAUAAAUUUUAACGCUUGCAUUUUUAUAUUUAAAAAUAUUUUGUAUCUUUCAUUUCGUUUUUCAAAAAUUGAUCUAAAGUCAUGAUGAUCUAGCAAUAAUUAUAUAUGUAUAUGUAUACUUACUUUAAAAUAUUUA